AUUUAUUAAUAACAAGCACAUGCUCUAAUAAUAGCUCUAGGAUCGAUAUAUAAAUGCAGUUCUCGUUACGAAAAUAUAGAAAUGUGAUCGUGUUUUUCAUCUAACCUAAUUUCCUGCUUUUCUAACGUAUCCGUUAUUGCAGCGCUGUUGUGUUUGUAUUUAUGUACAUACGUACAGUCUGUUGUUUUUCUUUGAUGAAAAAUAUUAUAAAAAUACAAUAAAAGUAAAAUUAAAUUUGGUUAAAAAUACACAAUAUUGUAAAAUUUCAGCAAAAUCGGAGAGGAUGACGCUCUCCUUCAUCUUUUACUUUAAACUUUUCUAAAAAAGAAAACAUUAAUAUACAAUGGAAUCUGAGGAAGUGAUAGAUGUUGUUAAUAAUUCACAAGCCGAUAAAAUUGAUGUCAUUGAUUUGACUAAGGAAUCACCAGUAUCUAAUAGACAAUUACAGUACAUAGAACCUCAUAUACUUCGUUUAUCCAUGGAUCAUAGUACGGCUGAAAGAUCAAACAAUCAUCGUGCCAGAGUUAUAUCACCCACGUAUCUAGAAAAUAUGAUUCCUCCCCUUCCCGAUUCUAUUUUGGAAUUUCUAAAUGCAGAAUUCAGACAGCAGCAGCAAGUCCAUCGGAAUCGUGAUAGAGAACAUACGAGACACCGUAUGAGACGCAGAGAGCUAACCGAGUCCCGUCGGACUGCUCGACAAUUACAAGAGACUAUUGAACUCGAUGAUAGUAGUAGUUCUGACGAGGAAAACACACGCAAGAAUUUCACAGUCGAGUCGGAUACUGGAGAGUCAAUAUCCUUAACGUGUCCGAUAUGCCUUGAAUCAUUAUCUUCCAAGCAGAAACCUACUGUCACUAAAUGCGGACACAUAUUUUGUUCCACAUGUUUGCAGACAUCUCUUCGUAGAUUUAAGAAAUGUCCGACUUGUAAAUCAUCCGUGAGUUUAAAAUCUUGCAUUCGUAUAUAUUUUUAAGUUAUUAUGCUACACGUGUGAACAUAAAACUGAAUUAAUUAAUCAUUUCCAUAAUUCUUUACGAAAUAGAGUAAUUACUGUUUUAACAUAAUUUACAUAAUUUAAAGAUAUCUUCACUCUGCUUCAGUUGUCUCUUUCCUUUUUUGUACUUGCCUAAAAUUAUUAUUAGAACGCUAAAAAAAUGUUUCUGAUAUAUAUUUUUUCACUUUUCAAAACUAGAUUUAUAACAGCUAAGUAGGUGUUUGUUAUUUAAGAAAAAGGAACUUAUCAAAUCUCGAUUAUUAUAUUUUCUUACAUUAAAAUGGAAUUUGACGUAUUGUAAUACUAUUGUUCGUGGCUCAAAAUAUCUUGCCUUACUGACACAAAUAAUUGAAUUAUUCAAUUACGUUAAUAUCUGUUUGGAUGCAAUAAACUAUGCCUUAACUGAAAUGGAGUCUUUUAAAUGCAUGACAAAAAUUUGUAAUUACAUUUAGUGUUGACGUUUGCGUAACAAGUUACAUAGUCAGCUUAUAAAUAAGUUUAGUUAUUUAUAUAAUAAUAUAUUUGAAAGAGGAAAUCACAUAUUUUUUUAUCACAAUAUUUAUAAUAAAAUAUUUUUAAAAAGAAAUUUAUUUUCCAUUUCAAAUAUAUAUAUAUAUAUAAAACUGCAUUAAUGCAUUAUGUUUAAAAUUAUUUAUAUUUAGUAUGUUCUUCAAUUUAUUAUUUCGAGUUGGACAAUUAUAUUCUGAUCUCGUUCAGAAUAAAAUAAUUGUCAUCGUCUACAUAGCAAGCCGAGAUAUAAAUCUGUAGCAUCUCCAAAAUAGUGAUGUAAGCUAAGUAAUUAGAAAAGAAAUGAUAAAAAAAUAAUAUUAAUUUUACGUCGGUGCUGCGAUAGGAGUAACAGGUCUGAAAAAAGGUUUUUAACCAAUUUCAAGUUUUAAUUUUUAAUCUGUCAUAAUAUGAGCACGUGCUUGAAGUGGGCUUACUUGUUGGAAAAUUCUUGUCUGUAAACACUUUAUCCAGUGAUAGUAGAAGUAAGUCGUUCCAUAUGUUUCAUCUCUGAUUAUUGUAACAUUAUUAUUAAGCGUCUUUGUCACGUCGUGUAUUUUUACACUAUAGAAUGUAGAUGAUUGAACUCCAGUUCACCAGACUAUCAGCGAUACAUCCAAAGAUAAUAAUGUUUUUAUUAAUAAACACAAACCACGUUUCCAGAAGUGGUUUCCCGAUAUAGAG
Molecule: messenger RNA, 2185 nt
Organism: Ooceraea biroi (clonal raider ant)
Lineage: Eukaryota; Metazoa; Arthropoda; Insecta; Hymenoptera; Formicidae
Product: E3 ubiquitin-protein ligase bre-1
Source: RefSeq, a predicted model, not a curated record